Pocillopora meandrina is the source of this 4432-nucleotide messenger RNA. The record is from the annotation of a GenBank genome assembly. Lineage: Eukaryota; Metazoa; Cnidaria; Anthozoa; Scleractinia; Pocilloporidae.
AGCGAUACAACACGUUUGUUUUCUGCAACUACCAAUGAUCUAUCUGUAUCAGUGAAGCAUUAAAGUUGUUUCACUGCUGACUACUCAAUCGUAUUUCGGUCUUUUUUCCUUCCUCCGCUCGUCGCCAGUGAUGUAGUAUCACCCCGACGAUGUCGGAACAUUUCACAGUCAUUCAAGAAAAGGAAGGAGAGUUCUUUGCACCACGACAAGCUUUGAUUCAUGGCGUACGAUUAUCAUUUUAUGUGCCCAACAUUGAUAAAGACUUUGAGAGGGACUUGAGUCGUUUUGAAACCCGAUCAGAGGAUAUUUAUGUGGUUAGUUUUCCAAAAUCAGGUAAGGCUAUAGAUCGAGAUUGGAUCACGUUAAUUGUGGCAAGUUUAACGCGGUAAAAUCUCUACGCAGCCAACAAUUAUGCAUGCAAUCUUUCGCAGUCAUGGGUGAGAAGCUCGCAUAUGUUUAAAACUUAGCGAAGAAAUGCGUACAACGAAAACCAAUUUCCGUUACUGACCAAAUAAGUGCGUGAAACUGACAACAGUCGCAGCCAUAUUAAGUUUCUCAGGAGGGGUAAGUUUCUAUAGAAAUUUUAGUGCUACGUCAGUGAGGGGUAUAACAGAAUAAUUUGGUUUUAUCAACUGAGUUCAUAAUGUCGAUUGGCCAUCGUAAAGAGUUUAUAGAGCUGCCGUUUCGAAAGUUAGCCCUUCGCUCGAACGAGGGAAUCAGCUUUACGAUUAACUAGACCCUGUGAGCGGGGUAAAUGGGAUACCUGGAUGGUACUGGAUCCUUGGAAUCAAGUGUAGUGAUACUACGGGUGUCGGAUUAGUAUACUGAAGUAGUGCGCUCAAGUCUGGCCAAGGGCAUACACCUAUUUCAAAACAUAGGCAUGCUAUGCAUGCAAGAGUUACUUUUUUGUAGGGCGGGUGGAUUACUUGAAACAUUGUGAGUGAUGUCUACAUUCUUACAAAAGGAGAAUCGGAAUACUGAUUACACUGUCAAAAAUUCCUGCGAAUUUGAGGAUUUCAUAAGAGAUAAGACUCUUAACGCUUGUGAAGAAUUAGUAUCUUUCGACGUUGUUUCGCUCUUCGCUAAAAUCCCAGUUGAUCUUGCCGUUAAGGUUGCGGAGGAGAGACUCAGAGAAGAUGCUUCCCUAGGACAAAGAACUUCUUUGCCUGUGGAGGAUAUUAUUCAUCUGCUGUCUUUUUGCCUCGAAACCACGCUAUUUGCAUAUAACGACACCUACUAUCAACAAGUUUUUGGUACAGCUAUGGGUUCGCCCGUCUCUGCUGUCAUUGCCAACCUGGUAAUGGAGACUUGGAACAAAGGGCCUUAGCCACUUCGCCGGUUAAACCCUUUUUCUGGAAACGAUAUGUCGAUGAUGUUAUUUCUGCGGUAUUCGGAAUUGAAGCGGAGCGCCUCCUAUCGCAUUUUAAUUCAGUAGAGCCGUCGAUCCAAUCCACCCUCGAGCGUGAUAAGGAUAGACAUUUGCCCUUUCUUGAUUUAAAUGUGUCCAGAGGGGCUCAGGGUAAUUUAGAGACAAGUGUCUACUGUAAACCUACCUACACCGACAAAUACCUCGCUUUCGAUUCUCACCACCCUAUUUGCCAUAAAAAGUCUGUAGCCAAAACUUUACUCAGGAGGGCUAACUGUUUACCAUCUUCACUCGAUUCGAAGGCUGAGGGGAGAAAAUAUGUUUCUUAUGCCCUAAAGGCAAAUGGCUAUAGAAAAGCCUUUCUCCGUAACUGCCAAAAACCAGUUACAACUAGUAACUCUCUUGAUUAAAGGGAACCAGCAACUGGUUUUGCUGUUAUUCCUUACAUUCAGGGUGUUACGGAACCCAUCAAGAGAAUUUUGAAAAGCCACAACGUUAAAGUUGUUCAAAAACCUUUCUAGACUUUGGGGCAUAUUUGCGCCAAACCUAAGAAUCCUGUCACGAAAGAACAACGAACCGACGUCAUUUAUAUUGUUCCUUGCAAUGACUGUGACAACGAAUACAUCGGAGAGGUCAAACGUCAGUUUGGUACACGUUUGAAAGAGCAUCAAAAAGCGGUUAUCUUUUGCAAAAAGGAAAAUUCAGCUUUAUCGGAGCACACAUGGCUAACCAACGAUACAAUUUGGUGGGAUAAUUCUAAAAUUAUCACCACUAAUCGGCGUUACCACUAGCGCCUUUGUUUGGAGGCCUUUAAAUCGUGUCGAUAGCGGCUUGCUUCCUGACGCCUAUUUACACCUCGUCAGUUAAAAAGGCAGCUAAUUAGCGAUCAUAGAAAAGAACCUCUUGUUGGAGCGUUUAGAUCCCCCCUGAUGAAGGCACUAGACAGGAGUGUCGAAACGUUGGGUCUAUGGAUUGUAACUUCUUCGCUUACAUUCAUUAAAUCUGUAAACCAGAGAAGCAUCAAACCAUGUUGUACUGUUUAGCCGUUUUAAACCACGUGACCUCAUAGCUUAAAAGGUCCAUAGGAGAGCACGUAAAGCAGCGUAAUUUUUACAGCAACCAAAUCACUCCGUAUAAUUGACAGAGUAGCUCAUGUUUACAACUGACCAAAUUAGUGCGUGCAAGGAAUGCAAACUGCGGACAACAAGAUCUAUCCUUUCCUUUUUUUCAGGAACAACCUGGGUGCAAGAAAUUGUCUGGCAAAUACUCAACGAUGGAAAAAUCAGCGAAGAAAGGGUGGAAAGUCGCUAUUCCUUUUUGGAAACAAGUCAGCUCUUCGAUAGGCCCGGAGACGAGUCAGACGAGCAGAAGGUCUCCGUGACUUCUCGGCCCAGUCCCCGCUUAAUUAAGUCACAUCUUCCUUAUCAUGUGAUUCCAAAGAGUAAAGAGGAGAGCAAAAGAAGCAAGUAUAUUUACGUGGCAAGAAAUCCAAGAGACGUUGCUGUUUCAUAUUAUCACUUCGUCCUAAGCUUUGGCCCUAGCAGUUACUUUAAAGGGACAUGGGAGUUCUUUGUAAAGUUGUUUCUUGAGGGCAAAAGUAAGGAUUUUUAUUCGUUGGAAAUAGUUUUCGCUGUACGCUAAGCGGAAGUUUGACGGCAUUGCGAGCUCGCCUCCUACUGUCUCUGCAAGUUCGCCACCUGAGGAAAAACAAGUUCGCUCCCACCUUUAUUAGUUCGCCCCCAAAUCUUUCAAAGGUACGAUGAUUUCGACAGCAAACAAUGCGUUCUGCCUCAAGGAAACGUGUUGAACGAUUUAGUUUCUGAAGAAAUUGUGGGGCUGCUUCGGUGUGGUAGUAUAUAACGAGAGAACUCAUUUGUUUCUAUCAACUGAGUUGAAAAUGUAAAUUGGCCACCGUAAAGAGUUUGUCAAAGUCAGCUUUGAAACUCUUUACGGUGGCCAAUUUACAUUAUCAACUUGGCUGAUAAAACAAAAAUUAUCUUGAAAGGUUUAGGGGCGAGCUGGGAAAGGUAGGUGCAAACCUGUGUCACUUCAGGGGGCGAACUCGCAAGGGAAGGGAGGAGAGCGAACUUGCAAUGGGGUGAAACUUCCAUAAACCGUUAGAUAUCUGUGAUCAAAUGAAAUGAUUGUAAAUUUGAAUCAUUUCCUGCAGAUUCAUAUGGCUUUUGGUCUGAUCACGUGUUGCCCUGGUGGAAACACAGAGAUGAACCUCACGUCUUAUUUCUCAAAUAUGAAGAUUUAAAGAAGGUGAGCAAUUUUCAUGCUUUACUCAUCUUUUUUUAGUUGAACUACAAACACAUAAGAUCAACCUUCACUAGUCCGACCAUUAUAACGCGAAUCCGAGACUGUUAUAAGUAAGGGAGCGAAUACUGUGCAACCGUAAACCCCUGUAAAUAAAUAGUGAGUAAUUGCACAAGUCUAAACUUGUAAUGAUUUCCAUAAAAACCCAUUUACCUUUCAGGAUCUUUGUGGUAACGUUCGACUAAUCAGCGAAUUUCUCGAGAAGCCACUUUCAGAUGAAAUGAUCCGCAAAAUCGCCCACCAGUGUACGUUUGCGGAAAUGAAGAAAAACUCCAACUCUUAUGUCAUUUCGGCAUAUGCUACAAAACCAAACUUGCUUCGCAAGGGUCAGAUUGGAGACUGGAAGAGGCUCUUCAGUGAAGAAUUAAACAAGCAAUUUGAAGAAACGUUCUCGACGAAAUUGAACGGUACAGGACUGCAUUUUGACACAGAAUAACGAACAUUGAUUGGUUUUCAACUUGAAAAUCGAUUCCUUGUAAAAUGCAUUUUAGUAAUGUAGUGCUUUUCUUUGCAAUUCUUCAAGCUAUUGCGUAGCUAAGCAAAGCAAUCUCUUUUCUGUGAAGCUUCAGACGGGCACGGAUGAAGAGUAAUAUGGGUGUGGUAGAGUGACCUAAAGUUUGUACGAGGAGAGAAAGCGAAAACGUUAAUCUCGUUCCCAGAUCCUACCUUUUAACUGCAACUGAAAAGUCGGACUUUACAACCACUUGACCGUGGAGAGUCUGGAUACGAGACUAUGAAAACGUAGAG